This is a messenger RNA of Ixodes scapularis (black-legged tick), 987 nucleotides long. Its product is annotated as beta-1,3-galactosyltransferase 5-like. Bases 1 to 987 code for a protein of 328 amino acids. The record is from RefSeq and is a predicted model, not a curated record. Gene Ontology annotation, cellular component: membrane. The transcript has a single exon. Gene Ontology annotation, molecular function: hexosyltransferase activity. NCBI's taxonomy places the organism in Eukaryota, Metazoa, Arthropoda, Arachnida, Ixodida, Ixodidae.
AUGAAGAAGUGCAGAGCUUGUCACUUAUUCUUAAGUCUGGUCAUCGUUGCAGUGGUGAUGAUUCUUUGGUUCAUUCCCCUUGACCGGGAGAAUAGAAUGUGUGCUAAAAACUUUAGCAUCGUUGAGGAUGGCUCCCGCACACGAAGUAAGAUAAUAGAAGAAAACACACAAGAGAACCGUGAAAGUCCAGGAACUGAAGACUACAUUCUUCUCCCAGCAAAUUUAUGCAAAAGAGGAAAUUCCCUGAUUCAUCUUGACUACUUGGUCUUGAUCUACUCUGCUCCUAAUCACUUCGACCAAAGGAAGGCCGUUCGUGAAACUUGGGUCUUUGAUAUGAAGAGGCAUCCGAAUAUCCGUACAGCUUUUCUCUUGGCGAGGACGGAAGACGACAAAGUCCAGCGCUCCAUUGAGACUGAGUCAUACCUUCAUGCCGAUAUCAUCCAGGGGACAUUCUUUGACCACUAUCGAAAUCUAACUCUUAAAACGAAAAUGAUGAUGACGUGGGUUAUGCGAUUCUGCCCGCAUGUAAAUUUCCUUUUCAAGUCUGACGACGAUACGUUCGUAAACGUGGGGAACAUUCUGAAAGUAACGAAGGACAAGAGUAGAGACGCCAUAUAUGGAGAAUUACAUGUGAAUGAACAACCCAGAAGAAAUUCGUCUUCCAAGUGGUACGUCUCUAAAGAAGAGUACAAGGGAACCGAAUAUCCGCCCUUUGUAGCUGGAGCCUUCUAUGUGCUGGGCGGCAGAACUUUGCGCCGCCUUUACAAUGCGAUGGAACAGGUGCCGUUCAUCUGCUUAGAAGAUGUAUUUCUCACGGGCUUUGUCGCCGAAAAAGUAGGAGUGGACCGCAUUCUCGAAAAAGCGAUCAGAGACAACGAAAAAGUUACAGCGUGUGAUGUUACUAAAAAAGCAACUUCUCAUUAUAUUACUCCAAAUAUGAUGAGACUAUUUUGGUAUCAGAUACAUUAUUCUAUAGUGAAAUGUUAA